This is a messenger RNA of Gekko japonicus, 1869 nucleotides long. Its product is annotated as oocyte zinc finger protein XlCOF6-like. NCBI's taxonomy places the organism in Eukaryota, Metazoa, Chordata, Lepidosauria, Squamata, Gekkonidae. The transcript has a single exon. Gene Ontology annotation, biological process: regulation of transcription by RNA polymerase II. The annotation marks the transcript as partial. The record is from RefSeq and is a predicted model, not a curated record. Gene Ontology annotation, molecular function: DNA-binding transcription factor activity; RNA polymerase II cis-regulatory region sequence-specific DNA binding.
CAGAAGCACCGAAGAACCCACACAGGAGAGAAACCUUUUGUAUGCUCAGUGUGUGGAAAGAGAUUCAGUCAGCAUGGCCAGCUUCUACGGCACAAAACAACCCACACAAUAGAGAAAUCUUUUGAGUGCUCAGAGUGUGGAAAGAGAUUCAGUCAGCAUGGCCAGCUUCUACGGCACAGAACAACCCACACAAUAGAGAAAUCUUUUGAGUGCUCAGAGUGUGGAAAGAAAUUCAGCUGGAGUUCCGCUCUUCAGAUGCACAGGAGAACCCACACAGGGGAGAAACCUUUUGAAUGUUCAGAGUGUGGAAAGAGAUUCAGUCAGAGUAGCAUUCUUCAACGGCAUCAGAGAACCCACACAGGGGAGAAACCUUUUGAAUGCUCAGAGUGCAGAAAGAAAUUCAGUAUGAGGAGCAGUCUUCAAAGGCAUCAGACAACCCACAAAGAGGAGAAACCUUUUGAAUGCUCAGAGUGUGGAAAUAGAUUCAGGUUGAACAGCCAUCUUCGAAAGCAUCUGACAACCCACACAGGGGAGAAUCCUUUGGAGUGCUCAGAGUGUGGAAAGAGAUUCAGUGUGAAGGGGAAUCUGCAAAAGCAUCAGAGAACCCACACAGGGGAGAAACCUUUUGAAUGCUCAGAGUGUGGAAGAAGAUUCAGUCAGAAUGGCAGUCUUCAACUGCAUCAAAGAACCCACACAGGGGAGAAACCUUUUGAAUGUUCAGAGUGUGGAAAGAAAUUCAGUAGCAGUGGCAGUCUUCAAACGCACCAAAGAACCCACACAGGGGAGAAACCUUUUGAAUGUUCAGAGUGUGGAAAGAAAUUCAGUAGCAAUGGCAACCUUCAACUGCAUCAAAGAACCCACACAGGGGAGAAACCUUUUGAAUGCUUAGAGUGCGGAAAGAAAUUCCGUAGCAGUGCUCAUCUUCAGCCACACCAAAGAACACACACAGGGGAGAAACCCUUUGAAUGUUCAGAGUGUGGAAAGAAGUUCAGGCAGAGUGGCACUCUUCAACGCCAUCAAAGAACCCAUACAGGGGAGAAACAUUUUGAAUGCUUAGAGUGUGGAAAGAAAUUCAGUAGCAGUAGUCAUCAGAAAACCCACACAGGGGAAAAACCUUUUGCAUGUUCAGUUUGUGGAAAGAGAUUCAGUCAGAGUGGCACUCUUCAACGACAUCAAAGAACCCACACAGGGGAGAAACCUUUUGAAUGCCCAGUGUGUGGAAAGAGAUUCAGUGAGAAUGGUACUCUUCAGAAGCACCAAAUAACCCACACAGGGGAGAAAAAUUUUGAAUGCUCAGAGUGUGGAAAGAAAUUCAGUAGCAGUGGCUAUCUUCAACUGCAUCAAAGAACCCACACAGGGGAAAAGCCUUUUGAGUGCUCAGAAUGUGGAAAGAAAUUCAGUUACAGUAGCAGUCUUCAACUGCAUCAGAGAACCCACACGGGGGAGAAACCUUUUGAAUGUUCAGAAUGUGGAAAGAGAUUUAGUCAGAGCUGCAGUCUUCUGGAGCAUAGAAAAACCCAUACAGGGGAGAAACCUUUUGAAUGCUCAGAGUGUGGAAAGAGAUUCAGUGUGAGGGGGAACCUUCAACAGCAUCAGAGAACCCACACAGGGGAGAAACCCUUUGAAUGCUCAGUGUGUAGAAAGAGAUUCACUGAGAGUGGUACUCUUCGGAAGCACCAAAGAACCCACACAGGGGAGAAACCUUUUAAAUGCUCAGAGUGUGGAAAGAGAUUUAGUAUCAGUUCUACUUUUCAACGGCAUCGAAGAACCCACACAGGGGAGAAACUUUUUGAAAGCUAAUGCAGUUUUGGGGUGUACCAAUGGAGGCAUAACAUCCAAAUCACAAGAUGGCAUAGUCCUGCUGUACAC